Molecule: messenger RNA, 719 nt
Organism: Pogona vitticeps (central bearded dragon)
Lineage: Eukaryota; Metazoa; Chordata; Lepidosauria; Squamata; Agamidae
Gene: S100A13
Product: S100 calcium binding protein A13
Cellular component (GO): perinuclear region of cytoplasm
Molecular function (GO): calcium ion binding; calcium-dependent protein binding
Source: RefSeq, a predicted model, not a curated record
AGCCUGCGAGAUGGGUGUGGGCGGUGUUCGCCUCUGGAAAAAGAAACCAAACACCGUUAAUGCUGUCUCCGCUCGUGGAGCACGGAUCCAACCCCCCCCCCCUUUGUGCCACAGAUCCUGGCAACCUAAGAGUGGUAUAAAAAGCCCCUCCACGCUUCUAGCCGGCCAGUUUUCUCUGCAGGGAGACCACGGCGGGGCGCCCAUCUGACGCCUCAGGAGACGCCUCAGGCUUGGCAGACUCGAAAGGAGAAGAAGGGUGUAAAACAAAUAAUAAAACCCACCCCUCACGCAACGCAACAUGGCUACCGUGGAGCUGACCGAGCUGGAGACGGCCAUUGAGAAAAUCGUCCAGAUCUUCUUCACGUACGCCGCCCGCGAGGGGAAAAAGGGGACCCUGACGACCGGCGAAUUCAAGGAGCUUGUGACGUUGCAGCUGCCGAACCUCAUGAAGGACGUCGGGGAUCUAGACGAGAAGAUGCGGAGCCUGGACGUCAACAACGACCAGGAGCUGAAAUUCGGAGAGUACUGGAGGCUCAUCGGGGAACUGGCCAAAGAAAUCAAGAGGGAGAAGGUCGGGAAAAAGAAGUGACCAGCAUAGGGGUGAGGGAGGGUUUGGUGGAGGGAGAGAAGGGCAUGGACCGGGAGCCACAGAGGAUGAUGAAGGAGAAAUCAAUCUGUCCUCAGGUCGCAAAUUUCAAAUUAAAAUAAUUUUUCUCCAA